This is a messenger RNA of Armigeres subalbatus, 1527 nucleotides long. Its product is annotated as acetylcholine receptor subunit alpha-like 1. The transcript has 7 exons. Gene Ontology annotation, molecular function: excitatory extracellular ligand-gated monoatomic ion channel activity; transmembrane signaling receptor activity; transmitter-gated monoatomic ion channel activity involved in regulation of postsynaptic membrane potential. Gene Ontology annotation, cellular component: plasma membrane; synapse; neuron projection. NCBI's taxonomy places the organism in Eukaryota, Metazoa, Arthropoda, Insecta, Diptera, Culicidae. The record is from RefSeq and is a predicted model, not a curated record. Gene Ontology annotation, biological process: signal transduction; regulation of membrane potential; nervous system process. The coding region runs from base 132 to 1433 and encodes 433 amino acids.
CGCGCUCGGCAACAGUCCGGAUAAGUCAGUGGUUCGGUUUCGAAAGCAAUCCGGUGGAUUAAAAGUGGAUAUAGUUUCUGUUUGUGCGCCUCGACAGAACACUGUUAUCAGUUUGGAUCUCACAGUUCAAAAUGAUUAAAGGUUAUCGAAUAGCCUUCUUAUUAUUGUGUCUAGUGUUAUACUGCUACGCCGACGAUGCAACGUCGGACAGCAGUAAAACAACAAGUACGCAGCCCACAUGGCUCGAUAAGCUGAAAAAGGAUUUGCUGACCAACUAUGAUAGGAACGCCCGACCUACUCAGUAUUACAAUGUCACUAAUUUGGAUUUGAAGAUGACCAUUCGGCAUGUGGAUAUCGACGAGGAGAAUUCUGUCUUUUCAGUGUACGGAUGGGUUAAAAUGAGUUGGCUGGACAUGCGCUUGACAUGGACCCCCGAGGAAUACGGUGGCAUACGUGCACUUGUGUUCCAGAGCUACUAUCUGUGGGACCCAGAGCUGAACAUACAUUCAGUAACAUUGGAAUCGUCCGGCACAUCGUUCAUGGGCACUGCCAAUGUUCGGGUAGGCCACGACGGCAUGCACUACUGCACGGAACGAUUGAACUUCAAAUCAUUCUGUGAAAUGAACUUCCGUCGAUGGCCCUUCGAUAAGCAGCGCUGCUCAGUUCUAUUGGGGAAAACAGCCGCUGGAGACGACGAUGCGAUCCGAAUCACAACUCAGCCAGCGGAAUGGGAACAAAUCAACCAAGUCAGUCCAAUGUGGCAAAUUGUAGACAUAUCUGUCGAAAAAUACCAAAAUGCAAUGGAAACCGGAUAUGAGAAGUACAACGGAUAUCAGUAUGGAGUAUUAGUUCAGCGAAAAGUGCAGAUAUUCAACAGUACAAUAAUUGCGCCUGCUAUCGUUCUUAUUUUAAUGUCGCUGGCCUUUUUUUGGCUGCCACCAAGUACGAGUGAAAAAGUUCUUCUGAACUGUGUUAACGCAGCUGUAGUUUGCGCAUUUCUACUGUACUUCACUAUUCAUUUACCAUUGUUGGCCACAAGAACGCCGUUAGUAGUUUUGUUUUUUAGCAACAGUCUGUACCUCACGGCAUUUUCUCUGGUUUUGUCCGUGGUAAUCAUGAACAUGGUGAAAUCCAAACACAGAAAUCCAAUUCAUCCAUACAUUAAAACAUUUAUUUCACUGCCGGCGGUUAGCGUGUUCGCGUGGACUGGCAGUAGUGCGAAGACGGCAGCAUCCGAAGAUGACGAUUGGUCCGGUGAGUUGAAGCACGACUCCUUGACGGAAGAAUCUGGUUCAUCGGUGGUAAAUGAGGAUACGCAGGUUCAACUCGGAAUCCAGCGGGAUUGGAUACAAUUUGCCCUCGUAUUGGAACGCAUUUGCUUCAUUAUUUAUGUGUUCCUAUACAGUGUUAUGGCGGCUAGUUACUUAAACUGACUUUGUAUGAAAAUAUAACUGUAUCGAAAGAAUUACAAAUAAAUAAAAUUGUUAUAAAUAAGUAUUUUUUUAUCGUAUAUUACAUUUCUAUAAG